AUGACACUGUUAACACUGUUAACUCAUAUGGCCAUGACACUUAAUACUGUUAACUCGUAUGGCCAUAACACUGUUAAUACUGUUGACUCAUAUGGCCAUAACACUGUUAAUACUGUUAACUCAUACGGCCAUGACACUGUUAAUACUGUUGACUCAUAUGGCCAUGACACUGUUAAUACUGUUGACUCAUAUGGCCAUGACACUGUUAAUACUGUUGACUCAUAUGGCCAUAACACUGUUAAUACUAUUGACUCAUAUAGCCAUGACACUGUUAAUACUGUUAACUCAUAUAGCCAUGACACUGUUAAUACUGUUGACUCAUAUGGCCAUAACACCGUUAAUACUGUUAACUCAUAUGGCCAUGACACUGUUAAUACUGUUGACUCAUAUGGCCAUGACACUGUUAAUACUGUUAACUCAUAUGGCCAUGACACUGUUAAUACUGUUAACUCAUAUGGCCAUGACACUGUUAAUACUGUUAACUCAUAUAGCCAUGACACUGUUAAUACUGUUGACUCAUAUGGCCAUAACACUGUUAAUAAUGUUAACUCAUAUGGCCAUGACACUGUUAAUACUGUUGACUCAUAUGGCCAUGACACUGUUAAUACUGUUAACUCAUAUAGCCAUGACACUGUUAAUACUGUUGACUCAUAUGGCCAUAACACUGUUAAUACUGUUAACUCAUAUGGCCAUGACACUGUUAAUACUGUUGACUCAUAUGGCCAUGACACUGUUAAUACUGUUAACUCAUAUGGCCAUGACACUGUUAAUACUGUUGACUCAUAUGGUCAUGACACUGUUAAUACUGUUAACUCAUAUGGCCAUGACACUGUUAAUACUGUUGACUCAUAUGGCCAUGACACUGUUAAUACUGUUAACUCAUAUGGCCAUGACACUGUUAAUACUGUUGACUCAUAUGGCCAUAACACUGUUAAUACUGUUGACUCAUAUAGCCAUGACACUGUUAAUACUGUUGACUCAUAUGGCCAUGACACUGUUAAUACUGUUAACUCAUAUGGCCAUGACACUGUUAAUACUGUUGACUCAUAUGGCCAUGACACUGUUAAUACUGUUAACUCAUAUGGCCAUGACACUGUUAAUACUGAUAACUCAUAUGGCCAUGACACUGUUAAUACUGUUUACUCAUAUGGCCAUGACACUGUUAAUACUGUUAACUAA
This is a messenger RNA of Homarus americanus (American lobster), 1179 nucleotides long. Its product is annotated as stress protein DDR48-like. Lineage: Eukaryota; Metazoa; Arthropoda; Malacostraca; Decapoda; Nephropidae. The record is from RefSeq and is a predicted model, not a curated record. The transcript has a single exon. The coding region runs from base 1 to 1179 and encodes 392 amino acids.